Molecule: messenger RNA, 2753 nt
Organism: Lotus japonicus
Lineage: Eukaryota; Viridiplantae; Streptophyta; Magnoliopsida; Fabales; Fabaceae
Product: galactinol--sucrose galactosyltransferase-like
Exons: 5
Coding region: 153-2477 (774 amino acids)
Molecular function (GO): galactinol-sucrose galactosyltransferase activity
Source: RefSeq, a predicted model, not a curated record
AAAUAUUUUAUGUGAAUUGAAUUUGAAGAAAGAACGUAGAAAAAUCACCAGUCUAAUCUUCUAUUUAAUUGUACAGCUCCAUCUCUAUUAUCAACUCGCCGCUGAUUGACCAAAUGCCCAAAAACCUCCCUUAUUGAAGAUCAGUAUUCUCCAUGGCGCCAAGCUUAACCACCACCCUCAAAGAAACGGGACUCAACCAUGCUAACAACUCACCUCUCUCCAUAAAACUUGAAGCCUCAACGUUCCUUGCAAACAACCACCCUAUCCUCACUCAAGUCCCACCAAACAUAACCACCUGCACCACUCCCCACGAUUCUCCCUCAAACAACACCAUCACCGCCGGCUGCUUCGUCGGGUUCAAUACCGACGAGCCGCGAAGCCGGCAUGUGGUCUCCAUGGGCAAGCUCAAGGGAAUCAGGUUCAGCAGCAUAUUCCGUUUCAAGCUCUGGUGGAGCACCCACUGGUCCGGAACCAACGGCCGCGACGUGGAGCACGAAACCCAAUUCAUGAUCUUGGAAAAUGACACCGGCAAGGGCCGUCCCUACGUCCUCCUCUUGCCACUCAUCGAAGGAGCUUUCAGAGCUUCUCUGCAACCAGGUUCCGAUGAUUACGUGGACAUUUGCAUGGAAAGUGGCUCCACGCGCGUCUCUGAAUCAACCUUCAGAAGCGCCCUGUAUAUUCACCUUCACCAUGACCCUUAUGAGUUAAUGAACGAAGCAAUGAAAGUGAUCAGAGUUCAUCUUGGAACUUUCCGGCUUCUAGAAGAGAAAACUCCACCGGCUAUUGUGGACAAGUUCGGGUGGUGCACCUGGGAUGCCUUCUACCUCAAGGUACACCCUGAUGGAGUGCGGCAAGGUGUGAAGGGCCUAGUGGAAGGUGGGUGCCCUCCGGGCUUUGUGAUCAUCGAUGACGGUUGGCAAACCUUUUAUCGCGAUGACGAGCCGGUAACGGAGGAGCACGGCGGGCUAAGCUUAGAAUGCUCGGUGCCGGGUGAGCAGAUGUUGGGGAGGCUAGUGAGUUUUGAAGAGAAUCGCAAGUUCAAGGGGUACGGCGGAGGAGGGAUGGGUGGUUUUGUGAGGGAGCUGAAGGAGGAGUUUGGUGCGUUGGAGCAUGUUUAUGUGUGGCAUGCGUUUUGUGGAUACUGGGGUGGGAUUAGGCCCGGCGUGAAAGGGAUGCCGGAGGCGAAGGUGGUGGCGACGAAGCUCUCUCCAGGGGCGGAGAUGAUGAUGACGGAUUUGGCGGUGGUGAAGAUUGUGGAGAAUGGGGUCGGACUUGUGGCACCGGAAGAGGCACACAUGUUGUACGAGGGACUUCACUCGCAUUUGCAAUCAGUGGGGAUUGAUGGGGUCAAGAUUGACGUCACGCAUGUUCUAGAGAUGGUCUCAGAGGAAUAUGGUGGUCGUGUUGAACUUGCGAAAGCAUACUACAAAGCACUCACUGAUUCGGUGAGGAAGCAUUUCAAAGGCCACGGUGUUAUUUCCAGCAUGCAACAGUGCAAUGAUUUCAUGUUCCUUGGCACAGAAACAAUAUCAUUUGGACGAGUUGGGGAUGAUUUUUGGUGCACUGACCCGGCCGGAGAUCCAAACGGCACGUAUUGGCUGCAAGGGUGUCACAUGGUGCACUGCGCCUACAACAGCUUGUGGAUGGGAAACUUUGUCCACCCGGAUUGGGAUAUGUUCCAAUCUGAUCAUGCAUGCGCCGAAUUCCAUGCCGCUUCUCGUGCCAUUUCUGGCGGACCGGUUUAUGUAAGUGACUCUGUCGGGAGCCACAACUUCAAGUUGCUUAAGAAGCUGGUUCUGCCUGAUGGCUCCAUUUUGAGGUGCCAACAUUAUGCACUUCCCACCAGAGAUUGCUUAUUUGAAGACCCUUUACAUGAUGGCAAAACCAUGCUUAAAAUUUGGAACCUCAACAAAUAUAGUGGGGUUUUGGGUUUGUUCAAUUGCCAAGGAGGAGGGUGGUGCCCUGAGACGCGGCGAAACAAGAGUGCCUCUGAUUGCUCACAUUCUGUGACAUGCUUUGCAAGUCCUAAAGACAUUGAAUGGAGCAAAGGGAAAAACCCAAUUUGCACCAAAGGGGUAGAAGUCUUUGCUGUGUACAUGUUUAAGGAUGACAAGUUGAUUUUCCUCAAGUACACAGAGUGUGAGCAAGUUUCACUUGAGCCUUUUAGUUUUGAGCUAUUGACCGUUUCUCCUGUGGUUGUGCUGCCCAAAAAUUCAAUCCAAUUUGCUCCCAUUGGAUUGGUUAACAUGCUCAAUUCUGGGGGAUCAAUUCUGUCAGUGGAAUUUGAUAAACAGGACAACUUGGUGAGGAUUGGGGUGAAGGGACAUGGAGAAAUGAAGGUAUUUGCAUCAGAGAAGCCAGUCAGUUGUAAGAUUGAUGGAGAGCUUGUUGAAUUUGAUUAUGGUGAUAGCAUGGUGAAGCUCCAAGUCCCAUGGCCUGGUUCUUCAAGGUUGUCUGUGGUUGAGUAUUUAUUCUAAACCUUGAUUUUGUGUCAAGAAGACUCUUGUAGACACAUGGUACUCCUAUUCAACAUUAGAUUGUUGUAAAAAACUUUGUGACUGGUAGUAUAUGUAAAUCCCUAAACAAUUAAAAGUAAGUUGUUUGAGUCUAAGUAUUGUCCAUAUAAACACUCUGGUUAUUGUCUUUGUAUUGAUACUAAGCUUCUUUCUUAGUUCUCAUUGUAUCUGGGUUCUAGCACCCCCGUGCUAGCAAUGAACACAGUUUUGCUUAUAAAAAACAAAGCUUUACUUUUC